UGCCAAACCAUUAUCAGUGCCCUACCUCAUUAUUACAGACCAUUCCAGACCUUAAUGGUCACCCCGUGCCCUGAUAAAUCUCAACGUUCAUCCUGCAAAGUCCCAUCACAAGCGAGGAACACAAACAAAUAGACAAUACAAUUUUUUUUUCCCGUAUUGAUACUAAAAUUCCCUGUACAGGAAUAACGUGUAAACCGUAUGGGGUUGAUGGCUAUGGGAUUCAGCACGGCCGGCUACGUACGGUGCGAAAGAAGUUGAACGUGGCCCAAUCACAACAAGCGCAAUAAAUGAGACUGAAUCUAACGAUCGCGAUUCGACGGCUUACAAAUUCAUUCCGGAAUCGAUUCCUUCCGCCCCCACACACAUACACACACAAGACACACCCCUACACAUAGGGCCGCAAGUCGUACACGUGUUCGACAGAUCCUUCAAUCCACCACGCGCGAGUCGCACGCACGCACGCGUGAGAUUAAAAAAAAAAUUGGGGGGGGGGGGCGACCGAUUAAUCGCGAGGCGAGCGAUAAUCGAUACAGCCUUCCUCGCGAUCACCCGUGGAUCGAUAUCUCGUCCAAUGGGAGAGAGGAAGCCGUGGCUCGCGCGCGACGUCACCGCGGGAAGGGGUCAAAGGGCGCCCCCCCCCCUCACCCCCCCACCCCUCCACAGCGCGGCUGCUGAUAGCCGGGCGGCUACCGCUCGCCUCUCCCGAGUGACUCCCCGACUCACGUCCGGAGCGUCGCAUGCUGCAACAGCGCGACAGAUAAGCGACCGCCCGGCCGGCCGGCUCCAUGGAGGCGCAGGUUGCCCGCAGGCACUCGCUGCUGGAGCUGCCGUGGGAGGACGUGCUCAUCCCCCACGUGCUGUCCCGCCUGCCCCUGGCGCAGCUGCUGCAGCUGCAGUGCGUGUGCCGCCGCUUCCGUGAGCUCGUGCGGCUCCACCUGAGCGCGGCCCGCUCGCUCGACCUCAGUCAUGUGGCGCCGACGUUCCCACGCACGUGCUUCUCCGAGCUGUUCCAGCACAGCAGCGCGCUGCGCGAGCUCGUGCUCACGGGCUGCUCCUCCUGGCUCACGGACGCUGAGCUUGUGCCCCUCGUGCGGCGCAACCUCCGCCUGCGACGCGCCGAGCUGGCGCGCUGCUCGCGCCUCUCGCCGGCCGGCCUGCACGCGCUCGCCUCCAGCUGCCCGGGCCUGCGGCGCGUCGGCCUGCGCGGCUGCAAGUGGCUGGAGCCGCUGUGCUUGCGCGGCCUCGCCGAGGGCUGCCCGCAGCUGGAGUCGUGCGACGUGAGCGAGUGCCUGGGCGUGACGGACGAAUGCCUCGCGCGCCUGGCGGCCGGCUGCCCAGGCCUCAUGUCGCUGGGCGUGGCGCUCGACUGCGGCCUCACGGACCGCGGCGUGGAGGCCGUGGCCAAGGGCUGUCCCCGACUGCAGCACCUCGACAUCUCGGGUUGCUUCCGCGUCACCAACGCUGCCGUGCGGACGGUGGCGGAGUACUGCCCAGCGCUGCGUUCCCUGUCCGUGAGCGGCUGUCAGAAUGUGACUGAGCCCGGCCUGGCGCGCCUGCGCGGCCGCGGCGUCGCCAUCGACAUCGAGUCGCCCCCGCAGCACGCUGUCAUCCUGCUGGGAGACCUGCUCGCCGCCGGGUACCUCCUGCCGUACAUCAACCUGCAGAUCUGAGCUCGGAUGACUCCGGAGACUCGCCGUGUCGCGAGCGCCAGAGCCGACGCCGGCGGGUGGCUGGCCCGGGUUCGCAUCUGUUUGUCGGCCCACCCCGUGAUGUGACCGAGCCGUUGAGUGUCGCGAGUUUUAAUCAUCUCGGUGCCAACACCAGAGACUGCACUAAGAAUUCAUAAUUUUAUAAAUCUUUUUUUUUUUAUAUAUAUAGUUCAGCUCUGAUACAGUUAUACAGACGAGCAGAUGCGUUUUGUGUACGUGCGUCUGUCUUAAUUUGAAUCGGUGCCGUUUAUGUUUUGCGAGUUAUGUUUACCAAUCAUCAGGUGUGCGACAUGUAACGACUGUUUUAAUGGACAAGAUUGGUAGACGUGGAAAGGUGCACUGGUAGGCCGCGAAGACUGGAUUUUGUGGAAUCCUGUUCUGGAGGGUGUAACACAAGCUGGUGAUGCCUGUCACGUGUUUCUUCAUGCGUGACUCUUUUAGUCAAAGUGUCUCCCUUAUGCACUGGGCAAUGCCAAUAUCUGUUGGCAGCCCUGGACCAGUGGGGGAAACACCACAUUCGUGUAUGGUUGUUCGCGUUAUAGGACAACUAUUGUUCACUUGCCACAAAGUGGUACUCGUUUUAACAACCCCAGAGGGGUGAUGGGCUCGGCCAACAUUUGGAACGGGAUUUAAACGUGUAACCUGCAAUGGUGUGGUAGCCUCGCGGUUGUCGUGCUACAUGGCUGCUAUUUUCACCUGUUCUAUCCCAGUUCUGUUAUUGACAUCAAGACUGAAGAAAUGAGGACAGUCUUCCGUAUCAUAGGGGGAUGGUGCUGGUAAGUUGGUGCUGCAGAGCAACUGGUGUUUAGCAGCUCUAUCGCCCACCAGCGGUUCACUUCACAUCUGUUGUAAAAUGUCCGCGUGCAAAUGUAUCACUAGCCAAAUCGUAGAAAUGUAACUUGUAUAAUGUCAUUUUGCAUAGCCCACUUGGUCACUGGGUUGAGAAUAUCGAACUUGCUGUACUUCAUAAUCUGGUUUAAUCUUUGUAGCUGAGGACUCGAACCCAGGUUUCCGAGUGUUAGAGGCUCAGUUUUGCAAUACGGUCAUUGCCUUCUGAGUCACCACCUGCAUUCGGUGUGUUUUUUUUUAAUUGACACAGUGAUUUGUGGCACAUUUUACCAAGCUAUAAUGUGCUCUGAUUGAAAGAGUGUUGGUGUAACGACUGUGUGUGCUUGUGGAGCCACAGCCUGCAGAGCACGUUGCUCGUGGGUGCUUACUGCACGAAGCAGUCAUUUUAAAAGAUGUCCUGAGAUGUCAUUGCAAUAUGAAAGGCUAAAUAAGGUAAUGAACCAAAUAUAUAGAUAUUGCACAGGUUCAAACUUUUAGAUAUUUUUUUGUGUGUUUUAACCAGCAUGCAUUGACUCCAGAAUAUUGGCUUUACAUUAUUAAAAAUAAAAAAAAUAAAAAAAAUGCACUUUGUUCAGAAACUAGUUAGAACACUUGGAAAUACAGUGGCAGUAAUUUGGCAGAAUUUGAACAAAAAGUGCCUCGAUUAAUAACAUGUAUGUUGUGUAUACACAACAUAAAAUGAGUGUCAACUUGUACAUGUGCUAUGAAGAAAAACUGGCUUAAUGCAUAUAAUAUUUGCUCAGUAAUAACACCUGUUUACCCAGGUAUGCCAUAACU
Molecule: messenger RNA, 3335 nt
Organism: Petromyzon marinus (sea lamprey)
Lineage: Eukaryota; Metazoa; Chordata; Hyperoartia; Petromyzontiformes; Petromyzontidae
Gene: FBXL15
Product: F-box and leucine rich repeat protein 15
Cellular component (GO): cytoplasm
Molecular function (GO): protein binding
Source: RefSeq, a predicted model, not a curated record